AUGCCUAAUCCGAGCCCGCGUCCUUUCUUUCCGUGCUCCUCUUCCAUCUGCGUCGCCAUGGUUGAAGGGGGGCCCAAGCGCGCCGCGAUGCUCGCGACGGGGCGGAUGCCCGACGGCGCGCCCAUCGUCGGCCUCGGCGGGAACUGGAAGUGCGUCCAGGAAUCGUGCGGCAACAUAAACUUUCCUUCGAGGACGGUCUGCAACAAGUGCAAGGCGCCCAAGCCAACGCAGGCGGACCUGGCGGCCAAGGGGAUCGCCGUAGCGGGCGUGCUAACGCCGCGCGUCGGCGGCGUCGGCGGCGUGUCUCCGCACCUCGCCUCCGCGGUCGCCAACCCUGCAGGCGGCUACUACCCGCCUGUGCCUCCGCUCGGGGGUGUGCCGCCGAACGUCAUGCUGCCGCGGCUGGCGGGCUACUGCAGCAUGCCCGGUUUUAGUGGGUAUGGCGAGGGCAUGCCCGGUUUUAGUGGGUACGGCGAGGCCAGCGUCGCGCCGGUUGCGCGCUACCCCUUCGACUUCACCCCCGCGCACUACAACGCGAUGGCACUGGCGCAGCUGCCGCCGCAGCAGCGCGCUGCGGCGGCGGCGAGCGCUGGCCGCUCGAGCUCCGACAUGACCUCGAUGGCGUCGCUCAGCCAGGCGGUGGCCCUGCUGCAGCACAGCGGGGGAGGCGACGGCGAGUCCAGCCCGGCCCUGGCGCAGAGCCGCGACGCGCUUGUGCCUGUGCAGCCUCGCGCCGCCGAUAGCGCUGCCGACGCCGAGCCAGAGGAGGGGAAGGUGCCGCAGGCGGCGUCGCCGCCCGCCGUGCCCGCCGUCGCGCUCGAGGGCGGGGGAGAUGGCGUGAGCGAGGCCAGGAGCGCGAGCAGUCGGCCAGGCAAGGGCGAGGCCAGCCUCGCCGCCGAGGUCGCGGCGUUGCGUGCGCAGGUGACGGACUUGCUCGCCAGGCACACCCGCCUCGCGGGCACAGUCGGAAGGCUGCAGGGAGUCCUCGAGAGGCUGGCUGAGGGGGGUGCGGCUAAGGCGCCCGGACCCAGCGUGGGCGGUUCGUCGAUCUUGGGGAAGCGGUCGGCCGAGGAGGAGGCGGCGGCGGUGCCCCCUCCGGCACAGCGGCCGGCGUAG
Emiliania huxleyi CCMP1516 is the source of this 1116-nucleotide messenger RNA. RefSeq lists its product as hypothetical. Gene Ontology annotation, biological process: regulation of DNA-templated transcription. Gene Ontology annotation, molecular function: transcription coregulator activity; RNA binding. Gene Ontology annotation, cellular component: nucleus. The record is from RefSeq and is a predicted model, not a curated record. The transcript is spliced from 5 exons. Bases 1 to 1116 code for a protein of 371 amino acids. NCBI's taxonomy places the organism in Eukaryota, Haptophyta, Isochrysidales, Noelaerhabdaceae.